Messenger RNA from Trichophyton rubrum CBS 118892, 999 nucleotides. RefSeq names its product chitin synthase export chaperone. Bases 1 to 999 code for a protein of 332 amino acids. Gene Ontology annotation, cellular component: endoplasmic reticulum membrane. The transcript is spliced from 3 exons. Gene Ontology annotation, biological process: protein folding. NCBI's taxonomy places the organism in Eukaryota, Fungi, Ascomycota, Eurotiomycetes, Onygenales, Arthrodermataceae. The record is from RefSeq and is a predicted model, not a curated record.
AUGGGGUUUGGAGAUCUUGACUCGAUAUGCCGGAAGGCGGCGUUGCCACUAUGCUCUCUCGUUGGACCGAAGACGGGGUUCGCAGGGACGAGAGGAAUACUACCAAACUGUUAUGCGAGAAGCAUCGAGGUCGCCAAUACGAUUAUUUUCCAGGGCGCGGCAGGAAUAAUACAUAUCAUGGCUUUGGGAAUGGCAGUGGUUAUGAUCAUCCAUAUCCGAUCGAAGUUUACCGCAGUCGGCCGAAAGGAAAUCAUAACAUCCUUCUAUCUUUAUAUGGCUCUCACUGUCUGCUCGCUUGUGCUUGAUACGGGAGUAACUCCGCCAGGCAGUGCAGCUAUGCCUUACUUUGCUGCGGUACAAAAUGGUCUGACGUCCGCGAUGUGUACCAGUCUUCUGAUCAACGGCUUUGUUGGAUUCCAGUUAUAUGAGGAUGGCACUGCCCUUUCGGUAUGGUUGUUGCGGUUCUCCUCCUUAGGAAUGGGCUUAGUGUCUGGAGCGAUAUCUCUCUUGACCUUCCAGGGAUGGGCAGGUCUUUCCCCGACGAAUACUGUUGCCAUGUUCGUGGUUCUCUACGUGUUGAAUGCCUUGUGUUUGGCUAUAUAUGUGAUCAUGCAGAUUAUCCUCGUUGUCAAUACUCUCCAAGAUCGAUGGCCUUUGGGACACAUUACGUUUGGUGUCUUCUUCUUCGUUGCUGGACAAGUCAUUCUAUACGUGUUUAGCGAUACAGUCUGCGAGGGUGUUCAACAUUACCUAGAUGGAUUGUUCUUCGUUACUUUCUGCAAUCUGCUCUCUGUCAUGAUGAUCUAUAAGUACUGGGAUUCCAUCACCAAGGAAGAUCUCGAGUUCUCGGUUGGUCUAAAACAGAACAACUGGGAAGUGAAAGAGCUUUUACCUGAAGAAGAACGCCGGGCCACCUUUUAUGUUGACACCAACUCGGAGUAUGCUGGCAGCAUGUACCACAACCGAAGCUCAGCACAUGGUGGCCAUCCAGCUUAUUAA